UCCGUGAACUGAGCAGAGUGGUACCUCCCGCCAAACCCGAACCAACGAAAGGGUUUAAGUUCACUCUUCUCUUCCCUUCUCACUCCCAAAACCCUAACCCCUUCUCCCUUAUCUAUUUUCCAAUCUCCAUUUCUCUUCUUUUUCUCCAAUCCCAAAACCCUAGACCCUUCGACACUGAGAAUGAGCUACGCGGCCUACAAGAUGAUGCACUGGCCCACCGGAAUCGAUAACUGCGCCUCCGGCUUCGUCACCCACUGCCGUGCGGAUUUCACGCCUCAAAUUCCGCUCAACCAGACUGAAGAUCUUGAAUCUGAAUGGCCCGCAAGGCGCGGCAUUGGUCCCGUUCCGAACCUCAUCGUCACCGCUGCUAACCUUCUCGAAAUCUAUGUGGUCAGGGUUCAAGAAGAGGGCAGAAGGGAAGCCAGAAACUCCACUGAAGUCAAGCGCGGCGGGGUUUUGGAUGGGGUAUCCAGGGUUUCUCUCGAGCUCGUUUGCAAUUAUAGGUUACAUGGUAAUGUUGAAUCUAUGGCGGUACUAUCUAUAGGAGGUGGUGAUGGCUCUAGGAGGAGAGAUUCAAUUAUCUUAGCCUUUCAAGAUGCCAAAAUUUCGGUCCUGGAGUUUGAUGAUUCCAUCCAUGGUCUUCGAACAACCUCAAUGCAUUGCUUUGAGGGCCCGGAGUGGCUUCAUUUGAAAAGAGGAAGAGAAUCAUUUGCUAGAGGGCCACUGGUAAAGGUUGAUCCUCAAGGCAGGUGUGGCGGCGUUCUUGUUUAUGAUUUGCAAAUGAUAAUACUUAAAGCUUCUCAGGCUGGUUCUGGAUUUGUGGGAGAGGAUGAUGCUUUUGGAUCUGGAGGUGCAGUUUCUGCUCGUGUUGAGUCAUCUUACAUUAUCAAUUUACGAGAUUUGGACGUGAAGCACAUUAAAGAUUUUAUAUUUGUGCAUGGGUAUAUUGAGCCGGUGAUGGUUAUCCUUCAUGAGCGGGAGCUUACUUGGGCUGGGCGAGUCUCUUGGAAGCACCAUACUUGCAUGAUUUCUGCACUUAGUAUUAGCACAACCUUGAAGCAGCAUCCUCUCAUAUGGUCAGCAGUUAAUCUUCCUCAUGAUGCUUACAAGCUGCUUGCAGUUCCGUCGCCAAUUGGAGGUGUUCUUGUGAUUAGUGCAAAUACUAUUCAUUAUCAUAGUCAGUCGGCUUCAUGCGCACUUGCUUUGAACAAUUAUGCUAUUUCUGUUGAUAACAGUCAAGACCUUCCAAGAUCAAAUUUCAGUGUAGAACUUGAUGCUGCUAAUGCAACUUGGUUACUAAAUGAUGUAGCCUUGCUAUCAACAAAGACUGGAGAACUGUUAUUGCUGACCCUUAUUUAUGAUGGGCGGGUUGUGCAGAGACUUGAUCUUUCCAAGUCCAAGGCUUCAGUACUUACUUCGGACAUUACAACUAUUGGAAAUUCAUUGUUCUUUUUGGGUAGUCGAUUGGGAGAUAGUUUGCUUGUGCAAUUCAGUGGUGGAUCAGGAGCGUCAGCCUUGCCAUCUGGUUUGAAGGAAGAGGUUGGAGAUAUUGAAGGUGAUGUCCCUCUGGCAAAGCGAUUGCGAAGGUCAUCUUCUGAUGCUUUGCAAGAUAUGGUUGGCGGUGAAGAGCUUUCUUUGUAUGGUUCGGCCCCAAAUAACACUGAGUCAGCACAGAAGACUUUCUUGUUUGCAGUGAGAGACUCAUUAACUAAUGUUGGCCCUUUGAAGGACUUCUCAUAUGGCUUGAGGAUUAAUGCUGAUGUGAAUGCAACUGGAAUUGCCAAACAAAGUAAUUAUGAGCUGGUGUGCUGUUCUGGCCAUGGAAAGAAUGGUGCCCUCUGUGUUCUACGACAGUCAAUUCGUCCUGAAAUGAUUACCGAGGUUGAACUAACUGGUUGUAAAGGAAUUUGGACUGUCUACCACAAGAGCACACGCAGUCACAGUGCUGAUUUGUCUAAAGUGACUGAUGAUGAUGAUGAAUAUCAUGCAUAUUUGAUUAUAAGUCUGGAGGCGCGCACCAUGGUGCUUGAAACAGCUGAUCUUUUGACAGAAGUGACUGAAAGUGUAGACUAUUAUGUUCAAGGAAGAACAAUUGCUGCAGGAAAUUUGUUUGGAAGGCGUCGAGUUGUCCAGGUCUAUGAACGUGGUGCUCGAAUUCUGGAUGGUUCUUUUAUGACUCAAGAACUGAGUAUUCCAUCACCAAACUCUGAAUCUAGCCCUGGUUCUGAGAAUUCUACAGUAAUAUCUGUUUCUAUUGCUGAUCCUUAUGUGUUGCUAAGAAUGACUGAUGGAAGCAUUCUUCUCCUUGUUGGAGAUCCUGCUACUUGCACUGUUUCUAUAAACACUCCAACUGCAUUUGAAGGCUCAAAGAAAAUGGUAUCUGCCUGUACAUUGUAUCAUGAUAAAGGUCCAGAGCCAUGGCUCCGCAAAGCAAGUACUGAUGCGUGGCUUUCCACUGGCGUCGGGGAGUCCAUUGACGGUGCUGAUGGUGGGCCACAUGAUCAAGGGGAUAUAUAUUGUGUCGUUUGUUAUGAGAGUGGUGCUCUUGAAAUAUUUGAUGUGCCAAAUUUCAAUUGUGUUUUCUCUAUGGAAAAUUUUUCAUCUGGAAGAACCCGCCUUGUUGAUGCCUAUACACUGGAAUCUUCUAAGGAUUCUGAGAAAGUGAUUAAUAAAAGUUCUGAAGAAUUGACUGGCCAAGGCAGGAAAGAAAAUGUUCAAAACCUGAAGGUUGUUGAGUUGGCCAUGCAGAGAUGGUCUGCAAAUCACAGUCGUCCAUUUCUUUUUGGAAUAUUAACGGAUGGAACAAUUCUUUGUUAUCAUGCUUACCUAUUUGAAGGUUCAGAAAAUGCUUCUAAAGUUGAGGAUUCAGUUGUUGCACAAAAUUCUGUUGGCUUAAGCAAUAUUAAUGCUUCUAGGCUUAGGAAUUUGAGAUUUAUUCGCAUCCCGUUGGAUGCUUACACGAGGGAGGAGAUGUCAAAUGGAACCUUAUCCCAAAGGAUUACAAUUUUUAAGAAUAUUAGUGGUUAUCAAGGGUUCUUCCUCUCUGGUUCAAGACCAGCUUGGUUUAUGGUAUUCAGAGAACGGCUUCGAGUUCAUCCACAGCUAUGUGAUGGAUCUAUUGUUGCUUUCACUGUUCUUCAUAAUGUCAACUGUAAUCAUGGGUUCAUAUAUGUUACAUCGCAGGGUAUUCUAAAGAUUUGCCAAAUCCCAUCUGCAUCAAACUAUGACAACUAUUGGCCAGUGCAAAAAAUUCCACUAAGGGGCACUCCACAUCAAGUGACUUACUUUGCUGAGAGGAAUCUUUACCCAAUUAUAGUUUCAGUUCCUGUUCAUAAGCCAGUUAAUCAAGUGCUAUCUUCAUUGGUUGAUCAAGAAGUUGGCCAUCAGAUGGACAAUCAUAAUUUGAGUUCUGAUGAGUUGCAACGAACUUAUACAGUGGAUGAGUUCGAGGUUCGGAUUUUGGAACCUGAAAAAUCUGGUGGUCCUUGGGAAACUAAGGCAACUAUACCAAUGCAGAGUUCUGAAAAUGCUCUAACUGUGAGAGUGGUCACUCUGUUUAAUACCACCACAAAAGAGAAUGAAUCCCUUUUGGCUAUUGGGACAGCUUACAUUCAAGGAGAGGAUGUUGCUGCUAGAGGACGUGUGAUUUUGUGUUCAAUUGGAAGGAACACUGAUAAUCCUCAGAAUUUGGUGUCAGAGGUUUAUUCAAAGGAACUAAAAGGUGCUAUAUCUGCUUUAGCCUCCCUUCAAGGUCAUCUAUUGAUAGCUUCUGGUCCGAAAAUUAUUCUACAUAAUUGGACUGGUAGUGAGCUGAAUGGCAUUGCAUUUUAUGAUGCUCCACCAUUAUAUGUUGUGAGCUUAAAUAUAGUCAAGAAUUUUAUCCUUCUUGGUGACGUUCACAAGAGCAUAUACUUUCUCAGUUGGAAGGAACAGGGUGCUCAACUUAGCUUAUUGGCCAAGGAUUUUGGCUCCCUUGAUUGUUUUGCAACAGAAUUUUUGAUUGACGGAAGUACAUUAAGUCUCAUGGUUUCAGAUGAACAAAAGAAUAUUCAGAUAUUUUAUUAUGCACCGAAGAUGUCUGAAAGUUGGAAGGGACAGAAGCUUCUUUCAAGGGCUGAAUUCCAUGUUGGUGCCCAUGUUACUAAGUUCUUGCGGCUCCAGAUGCUUUCUACUUCAUCUGAUCGAACCAGUGCCACUGCAGGCUCUGAUAAAACCAAUCGAUUUGCUUUGUUAUUUGGUACUCUGGAUGGCAGCAUUGGCUGUAUAGCUCCUCUGGAUGAACUCACAUUUCGUAGAUUGCAGUCACUACAGAAAAAGCUUGUUGAUGCAGUUCCACAUGUCGCUGGCUUAAACCCAAGGUCUUUUCGGCAGUUCCAUUCAAACGGAAAGGCUCAUAGGCCCGGUCCUGACAGCAUAGUUGACUGUGAGCUGCUUUGCCAUUACGAAAUGCUUCCAUUGGAGGAACAGCUCGAUAUUGCUCACCAGAUUGGAACGACGCGUUCCCAAAUUCUCUCUAAUUUAAAUGAUCUUACUCUGGGUACAAGUUUCUUGUGAAUGCAGCAGAUAUUAAGGCAAAUAUUAAAACAACAUUGACUGAACCUAAAUCAGAUGGGCUAUACCUGUUGCAGAAUGACACCAUUCAAAAGCUUCUGUAGAUCAGGGUUGAUAUCUUUAUUUAAUGAAACAUGACUUGUUUGAUCCUGAGAAAGAGAAAAAAUGUUGUUUAGCCACUGUACCUAUCAAAUUUGUUGGAUUAGAAUCUUGUAUCUUAGAGCUAGAGUUCACUCAAAUGUAACAGGACUGAUGACAGAUAUUGUGAAGAGUUGAGUACUGUCUCCAAUUCUGUACAGCCUCCGAGAAACUAGAAGGUUUAAAUUGUUUAGGCUAUACACUCGUACAUUCAGAAAUAUGUUUCAUGAAAAGUGCACCAUGACUAAAAUCUUUAUGGAGAUUUUAAUUAGAUGCACUAAAUCCUGAACCGUUGGGCAGAGGAUAAAAAUUCAACCUUUAUGUCAUUAUUUCAACAAUGCUUAUUUUAUUUUGACGA
Molecule: messenger RNA, 5047 nt
Organism: Theobroma cacao (cacao)
Lineage: Eukaryota; Viridiplantae; Streptophyta; Magnoliopsida; Malvales; Malvaceae
Gene: CPSF160
Product: cleavage and polyadenylation specificity factor 160
Cellular component (GO): nucleus
Molecular function (GO): protein binding; nucleic acid binding
Source: RefSeq, a predicted model, not a curated record